Messenger RNA from Juglans microcarpa x Juglans regia, 465 nucleotides. RefSeq lists its product as uncharacterized. The transcript has a single exon. Bases 1 to 465 code for a protein of 154 amino acids. Gene Ontology annotation, molecular function: protein binding. The record is from RefSeq and is a predicted model, not a curated record. Lineage: Eukaryota; Viridiplantae; Streptophyta; Magnoliopsida; Fagales; Juglandaceae.
AUGGCUUCUAACAUGGAGGAUAGGAUGAUUCCUGAAAUGGAAAUUGAGGUGAUCAGGAAAGAUUUGCUCAGAAAGUCUGCGAAAGGCGAAUGGGCAGGAGUUAUUGACAUCUAUGAGAAGCACCCUCAUGCCCACGAGGCAAAGCUCACAAGGAAUGAGGACACAGCAUUACACAUGGCUGUCUCAAAAGACACACAAGAGACUGUAAAGCAACUUAUGAACAUAAUUUCCAGUCAUCACGGAGAAGGCAAAGAGGCACCUGAAAUUAAGAACAGGCAAGGGAAUACCCCUCUCCAUGUUGCUGCAUCAAUGGGGAGUGUGAUUAUGUGCGAGAGCAUAGCAGGAACAUGUCAACUUGGUUCAUCAUUUAUAGCUGCUCGUAAUUGUAAGGGAGAGACCCCCCUUUUCUUGGCAGUGCUAUGUGGCAAAAAAGAUGCAUUCCUUUACCUUCACAAUCUCUGUUAG